This is a messenger RNA of Blepharisma stoltei, 6560 nucleotides long. The record is from the annotation of a GenBank genome assembly. NCBI's taxonomy places the organism in Eukaryota, Ciliophora, Heterotrichea, Heterotrichida, Blepharismidae.
AUGGAUACACCACCACGAUUAAAUUCACAAGCCACUGACAGAGCCUUGAAUAACCAAGAAAUUGACAUAAGCUCAGUGGCAAUCCACAACAAGUUCUCCAAUUUUUUCAAGAGAGAAUUUCAUUUGCCUUGGAGAUGAGUUGAAUGAAUCGAGAUUUUGAUAUACAUUAUCGUCUCAUGGAUAAUUUGUGCUAUGAUUGGCUCUACUAUGAAUCAUUCCAACGUAGAAGAUGACCAAAAAAGGUCUCCUUUAGCAGUCUUUAGUAUUAUUGCAUGCCCACUUUCAGCUAUUUAUGGGGUUAUUUUUAUGAAACUGAGAUUAACGCCAUUCAGAGUAUUAGUUAUUUUCCUCAUCAUUUGUGUAGCCCCAGUUAUAUGAAUUAUUGUCAAUGUCUCACAGGAGGAUUUUUCAUAUCUCCCACUUGUGUUUUUAGCAUAUUUUCCUGGACUUUUUAUAUUUUUUGGAGUAUUGAGAUUUGCUAAAGAAAGUAUUUAUAAUAAUGGAAAAAUUUUCCUUUCCUCCCUGAUCCCUUCGUUAAUAUGCAUUUUAGCCCCACUUAUUAUGGGAGCAUCAGCAAUAUUUUUAGUCUUAGAAAAAGAUGAUGUCGAUACAGACUUAGGAAGAAUUUUUUUGAAAAUUAUGGCAUUCCCUUAUCUAUUAUUAUUAAUUCUGAUAUGAACAGUUAUUCAUUUGGAAUUAUUUAAAAAAUAUCCUAAUCAAUUUGAGGUCUACAAAGAAAUGAUAAAAAAUGGGGAUUACUCAGAUCUUGCAGUCCAAGUACUUUUUAAGAAAAAUCCUGAUUUAUUGAAUCAAGAACCUAGCAAAUGGAAUAUUUUUCAUGAAAAUAUACACUGGAUUUCGUCUAUAACGCUUUUAGGCUGUUUAUUGGCGAUGGAAAUUGGAAUUAUUAAUCUUCUUGAUAAGUAUUUGAAGGGGGAUGCAGACAGCGAUGCAUUGUGGAUGUGCUGCUUUUAUCUUCCUGUCGUCCCUGCUUUUUUAUUUACUGGGAUAACUUUUAGUGCAUCAAGACUGAAAAAAAAUGAUAAGUUUUCUUCAGGGACUUUAGUUGGAGGAAUUCCGAUAACUAUGGCAGUUAUGGUAAUUUCUUAUUACUUGUAUGAUAAUGACUCUACUUAUUAUCUUGGGAUACUAGUCGGGUUAGGCUUUCCAAUAUCUACGAUAUAUUGAUUUUUAUUAGCAAUGGUUUUCCACCAUAACAAAAGAGCUUUCCAGCUCAUUUUACCGAUUUCUUUCUUAAUCGGAGUAAUCCCUCUCGGCUAUUUAUGGCCUUUAUACUCCAUAUCUGUGAUGAAAACUUCUACAUUUUGGGUUUUAACCGGAAUCGUAGGCAUCGGUGGGCUACUAAUUUUAAUCUUUGACUGGCUUAUUGACUUUGUAAUAAAAUUCAAAACUGAGAUGCUUGUAAUUUUCAACGCUGCCAAGCUUAUAAAUACUUUUGACUUAAUACAGCUCUCAUACACGAUAUGCUUUAUUAUAGGAUUCGCAAUUCUUGUAUGGACCGCUUGCAAAGAAACAAUAUCUUCCUCAGACUCCCCGCGCACAUCUGGAUACUUAAUUGGCUGCUUUUCAAUAUUAGGGUUUAUGAUAAUUUUGACGAUAAUUGUCCAUAGAGUUUCAUUUUAUAAUAGUGAUGCUUAUGAACAUGAAUGAACUAUAUCAGAAAUAGUUUUAAAAAGGAAGACUGAAAUUACACCAUUGCAAAGUAAAUUGUUGCAAAAAAAGAGGAAGUAUAUGAAAAUAACACUGGGGUUAGGAGUUACAAUCCCUUUUGUAUAUGCAUAAAAUGGCUGGAGACGAGAAACCAGCCCUCCCUCGCGGAUGUCCUUAUGUAUAUCCGUACUUUGUUUUUGGUACAAAGAGCUGCCCAAAGGUUGUGCUAGCCUCAAAGUGAGAGAUCCAGCACUAUUUCCUUGAUUAGUGGCUUCGCCCAAGCGUUUUUUUUUUCAUUUCGCCAGCAACGCCCAGGCCCAGAAUGUGUUUCCAAUAGAAGCAGGGCGAUUUACCUGCCUAGAUGCUUUGUUUUCUGUUCGAACGAGCACAAGUUAUCGGAACUGAUCUGGGGUAAAGUGAGACAGGUUGAGAAGAUCUUAUGGGCAAGUCACUUCAUUCGAAAAGGGUCCUGCUAAGAGGCGAUCUGGCUUGAGCUAAGCAGAGUUGGCUAAUAGCGGCGAAGUUGGAAAGAUGUACCCGACAAAAUCUGUAUGGCUGGAUCAAAAGGCAUGCACAACAAAGAGGUUUCUGCUGCUUUUCGAAAGUCUUAUGUAAGACCGCCAAACAGCGAUCGUUAUGCACAGGAAAUGGGGACUUUAAAGACGCAGCUUAAUCUUAAUCUUACAAUCCCUUUUGUGAUUGCAAUUCCUUUACUUGCUGUUACUAAAGAGCAGACUACAACCACUGGUGUAGCAGUUAUUAUUGGGUUUUUAUUUUCGACGUUUUUUAUACUUAUAUUGAUGGAGCUCAAGCAUUAUUUAAGAAAAUACGGAAAAGCAAUUAUUUCUUAUAUUUUAGGAUGGUGCUGAUGCUUUUUUUAUCUUCCACUAGUAUGCUUUAUCCCUAUAUCAGUUUCUAUGGUCAAUAGUAAAAGUGAGCUUCAGCAGGUAACUUCAUGGUCACUCGGAAUAGUAAGUUUGCUCUUUAUGAGUGGUGUAGGAAUGGGAAGCAUUGCUAUAAAUACUAUUUUCAAAUCUGUUGAACGAGAAAAAAUAGCCAAACACUGCUGCUUAAUACUCAAGCACAGGCUAAUGAAGUCUGGCGUUAGAUCAAAAAUGCAGCUUUUAAGAGCAAUUUAUGAGCAGAUCUACUAUUCUGACCCUGAAUCAGUCAAAAAAGUGCUAUUAGAUAUGACAGCAAUCUAUUAUUUCCCAGUUGAUGAAAAUGACCCAGACCUUAGAUUCAGCAAAGAUCUUGUAACUAUAAGUGAUUUAAUGAAACUUCAAAAUAAAAAUAAAAUCCAAGUUAUUGACAAUGUAGACAAAGAUGAAAUUUUACAUAAAGACGAAAUAAGCUGCUGGCAAUGGCUGAAAAAUAUUUUUGCAACUCAAGAUGAGAAAUUAAUUGUAAAAGAAGAAAUUGACGUAUUAGAAGAUGACAUGAAUUUUACCACAGAAGAAAGCGCCAUAGAGCCUAGCAAUAAUAAUUAUGUGAAAAUGCAACCUAAUAGUGAGGAGGGCACAGGCCAAGAAUCAAGGCAGUCGUCAAAUGAAUGGACGCAUGCAUUUAAAAAACAAGUCAAGCAUGUCCAGGAAAAGAAAAGACAAGAAAUGCAAAAUGCGCUGUUUAGAAUUGCUAUUAUGGAUCCUGAUGAGCCGAAAGCUGAUAAUGAAGAAAUCAAAGAAAAUAAAUUAACUGAAGCAGAAAUAAUGAAAAUCAAAAGAAAUGAGCAUUUUCAAGUGUUGAAAGAGAACCCGGAUGUCAAAAAAGAAUGGUUUAAUAUGGUGUUUUUUAGAUUUUCACAUGGACUGAUUGUGGAUGAUAAUGGACCUUGGAUGACUUCACAUGAUAUGAGGCAGUUUUUAAGGCUUAGUGGGCUUAAGUAUUAUUUCCCUAAUGUCAGCUGUGAUAUAUUAUAUGUGAAAUUGACGAGAAAAUUUAAUGCAGCGAGAUCACAUAAAACAUUCACGAAAAUUAGGUUUAAUGAGUUUUAUGAUACUUUAUUAGAUAUUAUUGGAAGGUCUAUGUAUCCUCAUCUGAGUCCAAAAGAAGCAUUUGAUAAAAUUUUUGAAGAAAAAAUUUACCCUAAUUUAUAUUUAAUUUAUUUAAAAUUGACAACCAUUUUAAUAAGAUAAAACUCUGAUUCCUACAUAAAAUACUCAAAAUAGAUUUAUAUUAAAAUUAAACUUAGCCUGGCAGUGUUUAGUAUCGAAUCUGCCAUAUUUAGGGAGCAAGCUUAAACUUGAUAUCAAAGGCCAUGAAGAAAGACUAAGGCAUACAGUUGGAACUCUAAUUAUGAAAAAAAUUGAUUUCACUGCACAAGCUCCAGUUGCGUCUGUAGUCGUCAACCCUUAUUUAAAUAUGUUCAAACUUGAUGCCCCUAAAAACUCAAUGGAAAUUCCUGAUAACGAGACAGCUGAACCAAAAAUAGAAGAAAUCCAACCUCAUAGCUCAGGAGGAGUGAUCACUUCUACCAUUAAUUUAACAAAAAGAAGGUCUGUAUUUAUCGAAAGUGAAGCUCCAGAAAUCGAUAAAAUGCAAGAAACUCAAAAGAAAAAGAAAGGAGCUUGUGCAAAGCUUAAUAAUUGUUUAGAAUGCUUUUUUAAUACCAUUUCAAGCAUUUCUGACUGUAUAGUCCGCCUUGCAGCUGUGCUUUUUAAAGGCUGUUUUGCGUGCUUGUCGCCAAAAUCUGCUGAAGAGGAUAAAUUGAUAAAAGUUAGCAGUGAGCCACAAUCAGAAGAAGACAGUCUAGAAUUAAUUGUAAGAAGAGAUUCACCAGAUUGGCCAGAAAUUUGUGAAAUUGUUACUGAAACUUUGUCAAGUGCGUUAGAAGAUGCCAAAAAAAUUAUGGAGCAAAAAAAAUCAACAGACAUGCAAAUGAAUUUAUCAAAUUUGACUGCGAUUGUUAGCAUGGUUACUGAAAUUUAUUCAUUUUCUAGCAUGGCUUUUUCAUCUCAAGUGAAUUGGCUAGGAAAUAAUUCAGAAAAUGAGGUGUCUAAUAAUGUCAGUGGGCAGAGUGAGUACUGGGAAGAGACAUUCUGGGCUUGCUUAAUUGCUGCUUUUGUUUUUAUUGCGAUGGUUUGGCCUGCUGUAAAAUACUUAAAAGAAGGAAAACUAGGCUUGAAUAAAGACCAUACAAAAGCUAAAUUUCCAAGUUGGCAAUUUAUUUUAUUUUUAAUAUAAAAUUUUGCUUUCAGCCUUAGUUUAAUGAUUUUUUUAAAUUUUUUUUUAAAUUAUUAAAAAAUUAAUUUAAUUCUAGAUGGCCCCAAAAGAAUUAAAUGCGAAAAAUAAUAAUUCAAAAAAUAUGCAAGCUCUAGCUAGAUUAUUAAUAUAAAAAUUAAAUAAUUAUUUUUUAAAAGUUAUUAGAGCAAAAUUUUUAGCAAACUAUACUUAAAUCGAUAUCUCUACUUGGAUGCUCACUAUAUUUAACAAUAAUGUCAAAUAUUUUGGCAGCAUUUUCAUGCCAAUUCGAUGAUAGCAGCAACUAUUGGUAUUUAUCCAAAGACGAUAGUAUAGAGUGCUUUGGGACUCUCCAUUCAGUUUAUAUAGCUCUUGCUGUUGUUUGUGCUAUUUUGUAUUAUCCUCUCGCUACUCUGCUAUAUCCUAAUAUUCAAUAUCAAAAUAAAGAGCUUGAUCUAAAAUACGACACAACCUUUUUGGUUCUUGAAUCCCAAGGCAAGCUGCUUAUUGCAGGGUUUUCAGCAUUUUUUUUGAAAUCUAAAUAUUUAUGGCUUCAGCUCACUGUGGUAAUUGUUGUUUGUUCUAUACUUAUGGUGAUAAAUAUUAUCACAAAGCCAUGCUUUGUCAGAAGCUUUAACAUUUGGAAAGCUGCUGGAUAUUUCGUAGCUAUAUGAAGCUGCUCUUGGGCUUUAGUUAGCAUGCAAACUGAUCUUUACUUAAUUAGGUGGUUAGUCGAGGUGCACUUUGUUAACUCGAUUGCCAAGGAUCCUCCAAUGGAUUUAUCUGCUUUGGGGUACACCUACUUCCGAUCUCCGGAAAGGCCGGCUGUCUGGCCCUCACCUCCUCCUGCCACUUCGCGGUGGCUCCAGUCUUGAGUGGACGGACUAUGGGUUCCUGGGGCCUUGCUUCAGGCUGCAAAGACGAGGUUGCCUGCACAGAAAACCCAACAAAAAAAAUUUUCUGGACAACUAUUGUCAAAGGAAAAAACUUUAGCCAAGGCCGUAACCCCCUGACUUCACGGUGGUGCAGUGCCCGAUAGGUCCAAAGGAUUUUGCUGGGCUGCUCCUUUCCAACUUCCAAGUCUCCUUUGUCCUUGAGGUAAAACCCAAACCAGAAAAAAAGACAAGGGCUAGGCUCCUUACUCCACAGGAUUUGCUUGCCUAGCAUAGCUUCCCAUUUCAAGCUUGGUAAAACCUUGCCGGAUAUAAUUAAAAUAUGUGCUCGAAGGUAGUCGGAUCCGACCGCGUAGCUCUGAGACGCCAUAUUUAAUUAUAUGCAUGCAAACUGAUCAGCAAGUACUUGCAUUUUCAUUUUUAAUAGCAGGAUAUGGAGUGAUUUUGGGAGUGAUGAUUUAUCUGCAGAGUUCUUUAUAUGGAUGUGCAGGAUUUAAGAAGCUGAAACAUAUUAAAUCAGUUUUAAGAGGAAGAGAAGUGUAUGAUGAAAAUGAUGGAAUUAUUAAUGCGACAAAUAAUCAAGGGGAGCCUCAGCUUUUUUCAAAAGUGACUGUUUAAUCCUUCUCUGUGAGCAAGCAAAACUUUGGAAACACUCCUAUUUGGUGAAAAAAACCAUCUCCGUAAAUAUGUUUUUAAAAAAUAUUAGAUAUAUAAGUUAUUAUUAUUAUAAUGAAAUCUAUUGAUUUAAAAUAUUUUAAAAAAUUUAGCAUCUCUUAAGCAAACAGGAUUUUUUGUUUGCUAUGGAAGGAAAAUUAG